Molecule: messenger RNA, 933 nt
Organism: Hyaloscypha bicolor E
Lineage: Eukaryota; Fungi; Ascomycota; Leotiomycetes; Helotiales; Hyaloscyphaceae
Exons: 4
Coding region: 1-933 (310 amino acids)
Source: RefSeq, a predicted model, not a curated record
AUGCCUCUGAGCGUCGUUCCUCAACACGGAACAGAAAGCCCGGUUCACGAAAACAGCACCUUCGAAGUAGAAAGCCCCAUCCUCGAACACAGUCUCUUCGAUGUAGAAAGCCCUCCCCACGAACAAAGCCCAAAGGUGCCCACUCUCCCAGUGUUUGACACAGCUGAUUUCGGCGUCGACAAUAUCAAGGCAGCGGGCAGCAAUGAGGGAGCGAACCAUAACGGCAUCCCCAACGAGGUUGUAUUUGACGGCCAACUGUAUACCGAGACAAGCUUCAGUCCGGCAAACGCAUUUCAAGGCGACCACAGCUUUCUAGUGGCAGUGCUGGAAGGCGAGGAUGACUUCGAUCCGGAGGAGAAGGGCCCAGAGUAUCUGGUCUUCCGCGGGGGUCUUUACCAAAAGUGUGAUUUCGAACCACACCUGAUCCCAGACUUCGUACCAAGAGUAGCCAAGCUCGAUACACAGAUUCCAAAUCUCCAAACGCCAUCCAUCGUUCGACCUAGCCUUGUUUCUUGUCCUUAUGCCACCUCAGUUGCUCCUCUGCCGUUAGGAUUUGACUUACCUCCCAACCAACGGCCUGGUCAGUUCCUUGUUCCGACUGCCAACAAUGCCCCUUCGUGCCGUCAACAUGGGCGCUACUUUUGGAACGAUACACACAAUCAAUACCUGUGGGAAUUGAUAGAGACAGCAAUAGGACAGUUGAGUCGACGCCUUGAACGCAAGGACUUCCAAGCCAUCACGGAAGCCUUGCACAGAAAAUUUCGAGGCACCUACACCAACGGUGUACAGUACCCAGAGAGAGGAUACAACACUGUACACUCGUAUGUCGUGAAGCAAUGCAAGGAUAACUAUAGCGCGCUCGAGUUGCGAGUCCUGGGAAGCACUGGAGGUACUGGAGGUGGCGUCGGAGGCAGCGAUAGUGGAGGGAAAUGA